UGGGCACAAGCCGGGCUGGGCCAGACACCUGCGGCCAGUGCUCGAUGCCCAUCCCCACCGAAGUGGGGUGGGGUCCUGGCCAAGGAAGGGACCCUCAGAGCUUCUGCACAGGAAGCAGUUCCAGUCGGCUGUGCGGCCAAGACACAGGGCCCGCCAGGAAGAGGUUGCCUGUCACCUCCAGACCCAACCCCAGCACAGCUCGAGGAGCAACCCCACUACCAACUUGGCUGUCGUUUCGGGGCCUUUCCGCGGGCAUCAUCACCCCCAGGCAGGUGUUAGUUCUGGAAAGACACCGAGGUCAGAGAGGCUGCGCUGCCCGAGGGCACACAGCCAGCCAGCGGCGCAGCAAGACCCGCCCAUUACCUGAGUCAUGUGACCCAGAGAAACAGACCUCCCUGUGCCACACUGACAGCGUCCUCCUCUGCGGGGGCCUCGGCAUGAUGGGCCCCGCUGAGCGGGAGCCCCGGACUCCCCAGCCACGACAGAGCAGGCCCCUCAGCCCAGGCACCCCGGGCAUUCACAGAACAAAGCCUCCCAGGAGUGGCAGGCCCGGGCCCCGCCCAGCGGGCAUAGCGAACGCGGCUCCACACACACCCUGCUACAGAAAUCCCCACACUUUAAUGCCAUGGCUCUGGGAAGAGCAGCGGGGGGCCGUGGUGGGCGUCGGGCAUAGCAGGCACCUCCUGCCUCCAGCCCCGGGGUUCCCAGGACCCACUGACCAGGCAGGCCGGCAGGACAGCGACGGCGGCCACGGCCAGGGCACCAGGCCUUCCACGUGUGUAUUCCACUCAAUCGUCCCCCGACCCUACAGAAUGGGCAGUUUUGCUGUCCCCACUCUACAGAUGAGGACACUGAGGAUCAAGGAGAUGACCCGACCUGCCUGACAUCACACAGCUCAAAGCUGAGGACUAGGAUUCACACACAGGCAGCACGAGGCCGGGGCCUGGGCUCCCCUCCGGCCCCGGCCCCGGC
Messenger RNA from Phyllostomus hastatus (greater spear-nosed bat), 972 nucleotides. RefSeq lists its product as uncharacterized. Lineage: Eukaryota; Metazoa; Chordata; Mammalia; Chiroptera; Phyllostomidae. Bases 45 to 884 code for a protein of 279 amino acids. The record is from RefSeq and is a predicted model, not a curated record. The transcript has 2 exons.